This is a messenger RNA of Gigantopelta aegis, 1092 nucleotides long. RefSeq names its product histamine H2 receptor-like. The record is from RefSeq and is a predicted model, not a curated record. Lineage: Eukaryota; Metazoa; Mollusca; Gastropoda; Neomphalida; Peltospiridae. Gene Ontology annotation, molecular function: peptide binding; G protein-coupled receptor activity. The transcript is spliced from 4 exons. The coding region runs from base 1 to 1092 and encodes 363 amino acids. Gene Ontology annotation, biological process: G protein-coupled receptor signaling pathway. Gene Ontology annotation, cellular component: membrane.
AUGACGUCUAAAGACGAUGGCCUGACGUCGCUGUUGUUUAUCGGAGUUUUAGCCGUCAUCUGCACCCUGUCUGUGUUAUCCAACGUCCUCGUCAUCGUCGUGACCGCGCUGAAGAGGACCAUCAAGUCGUGCACCGACAUCUUCAUCAUCAACCUCGCUGUUAGCGACCUCCUGUUGGCCGGACUGGCGUUGCCGCUGAAGCUGAACAACGCCGCCAUGUCGUCCUACAAACACGGGUUCAGUGGCGGUAACAUAGGCUACAAGAUCGUCAUGUCUAGACCAAACCCUUCAAUAAAAGUAAUCUCAUGUUCGUCCUCCACAGGUAACAUUGGCUGCAAGAUCAUCAUGUCUGGCCCUCUCUUGACCAUCACGUGCUCGAUAACGACGAUGGUGGUGAUGUCGUUCGACCGCCACGUGGCCAUCGUGUAUCAGAAGAUCCUCACACAGAUGCAGGCCGUCUUGCUGGUGGGGCUGGUGUGGAUGAUAAGCAUGGCGAUGACCGGACCCCAGAUCUACGAGUACAGCACGUACCACAAGUUCGACGCAGACGACAACGAGACGGAGGUCGCGUGCGGCUCGCACGGGAUCGAGGAGAACUUUGAACUGAUCUACGCCUCGUGCGUGGUGGCGUUGUGCUACUUCCUGCCACUGGCACUCAUCAUCAUCAACUACGUCAGAGUCGUGGCGUUUCUGAAGAAGGUCACGCGAGAGUCGAGCAUGGGUCAGAGCGUCACGUCCGUCGUCUCCAAGGCGACCGUCAAUGUGCUGCGCAUGCUCAUAACGGUCACGGCGGUGUUCGCGCUGUUGUGGCUGCCCUUCUUUGUACUAUUCACUAUGGAGGAAAUAACGGGCACCGACGACUCUACAGCUGCGGGCGGCACAUCGAACGUUCUGAAGCAGCUGUUUGUGGCCCUCAGCACGACCUCCAACCCAGUGCUGUACUUAAUCUUCAGCAGGGAAUACCGCCACGGCCUGAUCAACAUCCUGCAGUGUAAGAACGCCGUCGUUCCGUCCAACUUCUCCAGCCAUGCUCCAGCCAGGUCCACAACUCAAGUGAGCUACAUUGAUAGAGACGAAACUGUGAAAAACUGA